AUGCUCGAAUUGGCUCGGUGUGCUCAGCGAAACUGAGGGAAAGAACACCGUGGACUCUGUGGCUUGCUGUUUAUUUAACUAGCAGUAGCUAACGUGUUUCUUAAGUUACAUGCAUUAUCGGCCUAUCUGAACAAGGCAGUUAUUGUUUUUAGACAGAAAAGUAGUCAGCUGUUAAACCAUGACGGAGCCACAGUCUGCGCUGUUACUCAGGAGACAGCUAGCAGAGCUGAAUAAAAACCCAGUGGAAGGCUUCUCCGCAGGUUUAAUAGAGGACAGUGACCUUUACCGAUGGGAAGUUCUAAUAAUUGGUCCUCCUGAUACACUUUUUGAGGGAGGAGUGUUUAAAGCACAUCUCACAUUCCCAAAAGAUUAUCCUCUCCGACCCCCAAAAAUGACAUUUAUUACUGAAAUUUGGCACCCAAAUGUUGACAAGAGUGGUGAUGUGUGUAUUUCUAUUUUGCACGAGCCGGGGGAGGAUAAAUACGGCUAUGAGAAACCAGAAGAGCGCUGGCUCCCUAUCCACACCGUGGAGACCAUCAUGAUCAGUGUCAUCUCCAUGUUAGCCGAUCCUAACGGAGACUCCCCCGCUAACGUGGAUGCGGCAAAAGAAUGGAGGGAAGACAGAAAUGGCGAGUUCAAAAGGAAAGUUGCUCGUUGUGUAAGAAAGAGCCAAGAGACGGCCUUUGAGUGACAGUCAUCCCGCCGCUCGCAGCUUCACUGCACUUUUCAGGGUCUCCAAUCGGGAAACAACGCGGCACUCUUUCCCUGCCCUCGUCCCGUCUGCCACCGGCCUUGUCCCCACCGAACUCCGGCAGACACGGAAUGGCUGAACAGGCCGCAGUGGAUCAAUGCCAGUCACGGACACUGACAGAGCAACUGAGACUGCCAACCCUAAAAGGAAAAAAAAGAAAAAAAAAACCUGAAAACAAACAAUAAGAUUGUGAACUCCAAUGAACUGCUUCGACUUUCAGGAAGAAUUGUAAAGACGUGUACAUAGCACAAGCGUUAAACUGGGUAAUAUAUAAGCUGUUCAUAUCCAUCUUUGCACACGCAGUACCGAUCAAGCAGUGCUUCUGUAGUUGGAAUAUGAACCCUGUAAAUUCCUGCCCCUGUCCUGUUUUCCGUGUCUGUUUUCCUUGUGCUUCUGCAGGCUCAUGUGAAAACAGCCCAUGAGACGGGAGGGUCUGGUUUUAAUUCUCCAUCUAGGAUUAAGCUAAACUACUUGGUUAUGAAAUAACACGAGGUAUACAGGCGUCUUUCUUGAAUUUUAAAAGGGUAUUUUUGAGGGUACGGGUAUCUCGAAGCCGUGCCAUUGUCAUGUUGGAGCCCUUCUUGCUUUCACCCCCUCAGGAAAAGAAAAAGGCCAUAAACCCAUCAAAGUAGACAUUUUGAGAGGAUCGUGUUGUUCUCUUAGCAUAAGGCGGUCAUGCUAUGGUAGUGUUGUUUUCUUGCAUACCAUGGUGGUGUGUUUUGUGUGCGACUGGUUGGAGAGACACUGGUCCGAGAUCAAAGUUAUCAGCUGAGGUGUUGCAUGUGCAAAAAGCUUCUUUUUUUCUUUUUUUUUUUUGGUUAAUGACUUUAGUUUGACCAUUUUUCAAAAGUGCCUCCGAGUAAAUUUAAUGGAGGUGGGGGAGACUGCGGAUGGUUGGAUCACUGGGUUAGUUCACCCAUCAAUUUGAGCAACAUGGGAUGAUUAAUAAUUCUCAUCUAUUUUGUGUUUAGCAGUCACAAUAUUGUAGGUAAAAUGGUUCAAUUUCUGUGGCAGUAUAAGCAGUCAAAUUUGACUCUUCAAAUUCAUGCUAGCUUCAAACCCACUUGCCAAAAUAGCUGGCUCUGUAAUGGCUGCCAGGCUUGGGGGUGGUUGUGACACUUAAUUCUGAAACCAAUCCAUUUUGGCAUUUAUUUAUUUCUCACCAUGCCUAGGCAAUAGAAGGAGAAAACAGACAGGAGUGUCCCAGUAGUCUUUACUUUUCAUUGAAAAGAAUAGAAUGUACUUUAGGCCUAUGCACAAGUUCCUGUUUAAAUGUAAUGGUGUGGUUUACUAGCAUUUGUAGCAGUGUAGGUAGGUUAUAUCAAAAUUGAGAGCUCUAGCAUAAAUACUCAUUGGCUUAUACAUGUUGGAGCAAAACGUGUUACAAUUGUCCCCAGUCUCCCUUACAUCCUGCAUUACAAAAGUUCAGGGCGAAAAUAAUGGAUCUGUUGCUAGGCACCCAUGACGUGCCUCUUUCUCCUUUUUUACCCUUUGUCCAAUGAUGAUAAUGCACAGUGCAUAUAAUAUUAAUAGCAACGUGGUGUAGCAAUAACUUUAUUUUCCAUUAGCAGAUGUGCACCCUUCAAUGUUUUGUUUUCAGUGUUUUGGUGAGAACUCGGACACCUGAAGCUAAACUCACUAACUGAAGCGAAUUUUAAAAGCUUGUUUUGUGGUGUGUUAGAUGGGCUCACUAAGCAUGCUUUACUUGUAGGUUUUCAUGUUUUCUGCAUUUUGUUACUGAUUAACUGUGUGUGCGUGCAUGUGUGUGUGCUUGUGUGUGUACGUGUGUGCACAUGUUAUAUGUCCAUGUGUGCAAGUGUGGAUUGAAAUAAAUUUCCCUCAUUUUGUUUUCUUUGAAUUAUUUUUGCUUGGAUGGACUACUGCGGUUUUCCUGCCUAAUGUACAAAGACAAAAAUACUGAUGUAUAUUUUUCAUGUAAUGGAGAUUGUCAGCUUAUGUAGUGAGUUCUUCCAAAAUAUAAUUUGUUUUCCAAUAA
Messenger RNA from Conger conger (European conger), 2747 nucleotides. RefSeq names its product ubiquitin-conjugating enzyme E2 G1-like. The transcript has 6 exons. The record is from RefSeq and is a predicted model, not a curated record. The coding region runs from base 179 to 691 and encodes 170 amino acids. Gene Ontology annotation, molecular function: ubiquitin conjugating enzyme activity. Gene Ontology annotation, biological process: protein polyubiquitination; proteasome-mediated ubiquitin-dependent protein catabolic process. Lineage: Eukaryota; Metazoa; Chordata; Actinopteri; Anguilliformes; Congridae.